GUUACUGCUGUAAAUACAUAACAUGGUUAACGUUAGCUAACCUUGCUAAAUAACGUUAUUGAGCAUGUAACAAUGUUUAAGUUACGCCUUACUGUAACGGUAACGUUAGUUAGCGUUAACUAUUAAUUCAUUGCUGUCGGGAACUGUGCAAAAUCAAAUCUCUGGCCGGUGACACUGAACGCCGUAACGUUAGCUGUGAAACGUUAACGUUACGUUAUUUCGAGUGGCCACAACUCUUAUGUAAAAUCAGGUUAGCAGCAAGCUAGCGGGCCGUUGUCAGCCAGGACCCAGAAUAGCAGCAUCAUCAUCAAUGGUGUGUCUACAUCCCGGAGCCGUCACAUUUUCCUGUGUCCGCUCAAUGAACCAUCUCCUCAGCUCUCAUCAAAGCUGCACAUGUAUGGCGUUUGUGAAGCUUGGAGGGGAGUUUUGCCAAGCCCAGCACCUGCUGCUUAUUGUGGACAAGUGAACAAGAGACACCAGGCGCAAACACUGCCAUUCACGCUCACAGGUCCCCACUGCCAUCCUGUUGAAACCAUAUGAAGACAAGCCAACCUUCAGCCUGUCACCUGUCCUGGGGAGUAGAGGGAGCCAUUGGCUUUAUCCAAGCUUCCUCACAGCUUUUCUCCUUUCCUGCUGUGUCUUUCUUCUUCUACUCUGAUUCAAACAAGUCUUCUCUGAAUGGGCUAACAGAUUUGAAAGAAAGGAAGGACAGAUCUUUGUUUCGUCUUCAUUUUUUUUUCUCUGGACCGCGAGUGUCUUCCCUGCCAGUCUUUUUGACCCCACUCUGCUAGAUCGAAAUUUUAGUUUUUAACCAAGCCAAGUUUAGUUUUUCCUUCGUUGCCAAGAAAGGUUUUGAUUCCCUCCGGCCCCCUAUUUUUUUCCCCAAGAAAUUUGUCUUGUCUUUUUAGUUUUUUAUUCAGACUACGUUUUGUCACCAAAGGAAUAGGAUAUUUCUGUUUUAUUCCCAUAAAUCAUCAGUUAGUAAAAUUAAUUUUAAAGUUUUUUUUUAUUUGAUGCAGUUUUUCUUUUAAUGAAAACGUUUUAUUUUUAAACAAUUGGGAAACUUUCACUUUGGUUCCUGUCUGUUACUCCUUUUUUUGAAACACAGUGCUCUUCUGAUCUUUUUUUCUUCUAUUAACAAACCUUUGUGGGUCUAAAAAUGAACCGACCGGCUCCAGUGGAGAUCUCUUAUGACUGUCUGAGAUUCCUCAUUACGCAUAACCCCACCAAUGCACAACUGGGAAGGUUUAUAGAGGAUCUGAAGGCAUUUGGAGUAAACACCUUGGUGAGAGUGUGUACUGCUACAUAUGACAAAACACCAGUGGAACAAGAAGGCAUACAAGUGCUGGAUUGGCCAUUUGACGAUGGUUCUGCCCCCCCAGACCAGGUGGUUGAUGAUUGGCUGAGUCUCCUGCAGACAAAGUUUAGAGAGGAGCCUGGCAGCUGUGUGGCUGUGCACUGUGUUGCUGGACUAGGACGAGCUCCGGUGUUGGUGGCGCUGGCUCUAAUUGAGUGUGGGAUGGAAUAUGAAGAUGCUGUUCACUUCAUAAGACUGAAGCGCCGUGGAGCGUUCAACUCCAAGCAGCUGCUUUACCUGGAAAACUACAAACCUAAACUGUGUCUGCGCUCCAAAGAUGCAAACGGACAGAGCUGCUCCAUACAGUAGGAAUCUACAACCCCACACAUCUUCAUAGGAGACUUUCAUCUUUUGAUGUUAAUUGGAAAGUUGACAUGUUUGGGUAAAAUAUAUAUUUUUUUUGGUAUUAUUAAAACAUGAAAUUUAUUCAAAGCGCUUCAUGUAUUUCCGAAAUGUCAAGGUCCUUACGUCAAAGUUCUGGAAAUCUUCUAAAAACAUAGACAGACAACUUCUGCUUUUACAUCAAAAAUUAACCUAGAAAGUGGAGGUGUUAAAAGGUUUAAUUUCUGCUUCCUGGUCUGUAACUUGGAUAUUUAGUAAAAAUACACAAAUACUUAGCCCAUUAAAAGUAAACCCAACAGUUAAACAGAAUUCAUUUUAACUGUCAGCAUCACUGUGAAAUCAAAAGUUGAAAACAUUUAUUCCAAAGGCUACGCUUGGAAAUCCUUGUUACAAGUGCAGCAGCUACAAUAAAUGCUGUUGAUGACAACAGACAGAUUUCAAACUUUGACAUUGGGAUCAGACAUUGAAAAUUAAGUGUCAGUAGCAAAGUAUGUUUGACAGUUGAUUCAUUUUUGCGAUGUUAAAGUGGCCUGCAGCUUGAUAUUUGUUCUACGCUACAACACUACAAAUGCUGAAUAAAUAGUCGGCAGUAUGUGCUUUCAAGAGGCUUGCUGGUUUAUUGCACAUCAAUCCACACAGCGGUUUAGACUGAUUUGUUAAAUCCAGUCUUUCCUCACUGGCCAAAUCAACGUCCUGCAGCCAGAAUGUGGCACAGAAGGUGACAUGAGGGAAAAAUAUACAGUGUUUAUGUUGAUUUGCUUAAAAAUUAGAAAUUUAAAAGAUUUUUUUAACAAAAUGUGCCCUCAGUUUGAUGCCAAUGUAACAUAUGCUGUAUUAAACAACACUACAAUCAACUUACCCACUGUAAGCUGUAGACGCACAGCCUGCUUCUCUAGAACAAACAAACUUGAGCUGGCUGUAAAUAAAUUUGACACUGUCCUUUGUAAUGUCACCAUGGCAUUACGAAGGACAACAUGUUUAAACAUCAGUGGGUGAAUGUAUUCAUAAAUCACUACUUUAUGGUUUUGGUAGAUUGUACUGUUUACAUUAGCUAAUAAGUGUAAAGAACACAAAUAAAACCCUCAAUAAAUAGUAAUUAAAAUAUUGGUACUUCAUUGGCCACACAAUGUUGAGCAACAUAGUGCAUGAUGGGUUGGCAGCAUACAGUAUGUGAUAUUAGUCUUCCAGCUAACAGUUUAGCAUAGAUUAUAUUAGGUGGUAAUUGGGUGAAUACAGUCUGGAAUGUACUGUUGAAUGAUAGUAGGCUCCAUGCAAACACAUGAGCAUGAACUAUUUAAGAUGGUAGAGAAAUGAGCCAGCAUUUAACAAAGUGAGCUUUAGUCAUACAAACGUAGUUCAUUUUGGUGCCCCAGGUGUCAUUACUGAACAGUUAAACGUACUAAUGGGACAAUCUCCCGAAUACUUCGUAUAUUCCUAUUACAACCACCAUAGAACAGGACUGUGGAGCCAACAUGGCUGCCACUGAAAACUGAGUGGCCAUAGUUCUUGUCUAUCUCCGGCUCUGUACGUAACUUAGCUGUCUGGUCAGCUCCUGUGUUUGUAAAAUGCUGUUGGUCUUUGUGAUCUUAUAAUUUUUUCUAUAGGUUUUUAUUUUCUUUCCCUGUACCUUUAUCUGUUUGUACUGGUUAUGUUUAUUUAUUCAUUCCACAGUGUUUCUUUGUGAAAUGUCUGUCUGCUUGAACAAAUCUGUUAGUCUUCUUGGAAAAAUUAAAGUGUUUAGUACCGUAA
This is a messenger RNA of Micropterus dolomieu (smallmouth bass), 3448 nucleotides long. RefSeq names its product protein tyrosine phosphatase type IVA 2-like. Gene Ontology annotation, cellular component: nucleus. Gene Ontology annotation, molecular function: protein tyrosine phosphatase activity. Bases 1160 to 1666 code for a protein of 168 amino acids. The record is from RefSeq and is a predicted model, not a curated record. NCBI's taxonomy places the organism in Eukaryota, Metazoa, Chordata, Actinopteri, Centrarchiformes, Centrarchidae. Gene Ontology annotation, biological process: protein dephosphorylation. The transcript is spliced from 8 exons.